GCUGGCACAGGCGGGUUUUCAACGUUCUUUAAUGACGUAGAUUGGAAAAUAACUGUGAAAUUUAUAAAGGAACGGAAGUUUCUUUAAUUAUUUUUCGUGGAUUUUAGUGAAAUCAUGGGUCUGCCUGACAAAUACUUCGUUUGCAGCAAAACGAGAGUUCUAAUCGGCGUUGUUGUGGCUAUCGUGAUAUUGAUUGUCGGUCUUGCUAUAGGCUUGAACGUCAAGAAGUACCAAGCCGAGAAAAAUCUGCCAUACGCCACGGAGAAAUGGGAGCUGCCAACUGAGUAUCGCGCCCGAAGACCCAAAGGUAUCGAUAUCUACAAAGACAUGCUGUAUUUGACUCCUAGCGGAGAUGAAAUCGGUCACGCAAGAAAAUGUGUCUCCUGUACCUGGAGUGUGUAUAUGUUGAACGAGGACGAAGAGAUAGCGGUUGUGAUUAAGAAGAAGAUUUGGAGUUGGACAGACAAGUACGAUAUUGAAGAACAGUGGAAAACCAACUCGACUAGUUACAGGAUCGAAUACAGUUGGAGCGGUUCAGGAAUUACCAAAGAGGUUUAUGUCAUCAAGAAUUCCGAUGGCGACGAAAUUGCCCGCACUGAUCGUUUCCGAUUGGAGAGAGAUGUGUGCCCAAAGAAAGACCCCAGUAAGCAUUGUGUGACCAGACAAUCUCAUGUGACCUAA
This is a messenger RNA of Orbicella faveolata, 681 nucleotides long. RefSeq lists its product as uncharacterized. The record is from RefSeq and is a predicted model, not a curated record. NCBI's taxonomy places the organism in Eukaryota, Metazoa, Cnidaria, Anthozoa, Scleractinia, Merulinidae.